AUUGAAAGCCGCAGAGCACCGCCCGUCUGGAGUGUUAGAGGGUUAAAAGCGAGCAAUCCUCAAUAGGAUUUUCUUCGUAUGAAGUCGUAUGAUUUCCUCACACAUCCGUGAAGAGAGAUCUAGAGAACGUUUUUGCUACAUUUUUUGUCACACUGUGAUCUAGAAUCAUGGUCAAACGGAGUGUAUCUUCACUCGUCCAAAUUGGAAUGGACUUUUUCGAGUUUUUAAACGAGACCAAAAGGACUUCCAUCACAGACAGACUCCAGCUUAGAGACAUUUACAAUAAUGAGUUCAGGUGCAGGAAUCCAGGAAUCAAAGAUCCAAACUUUGGUUCAGUAAUUUACGCCCUCAAAGUGUGUAAAAUGGUAAAAAGACGGCAAGACAACAUAAAAUUCACUCCAAAGGUCAGAGCUCAAUACCUGAACCAGUGGUGCACACCCAAGACCCAGAACCCACCACCUGAGCCAAGCAGGUCAGAUAGCAUUGAUGCCUCAACAGACACCAAGUCAGCAGAUGAGGCAGUGACCGGAGUCAGAGCCAGGAGAAAAUUGGCCAGUGAGCUGAUGAGCAUACUGAAGGUGGAAAGGUAUCUUUCCAUGUUGCUCUCUGAUAAACAUGGUAUCAGCAUCACUUCUGACUGUCCGUUUGAGAACGGCAAACUUGUCCUGUGUGUGAAAAACACAUAUGAGUAUACAGUCAAGCUGAAUGUGGAAAACACAGGAGAUCAGCCUUUGUAUUUUACUUACUACACACCACUGCACUGGCUUAGGUGCUUAACUCUACGUGAUGAAAAAAGGGUGACCAGACUGCAACCCCUACUUCUAAAUCCAGGUGACAGCUAUGAAGUCGAGGUCAGUUUCCAAUGUAGUCUGGUUGGGUUUUUUCCAGCUACACUGGCAUUUGAAUUCAAACCAGACUUGGAGCCAACCACUGCUGCCUUCCAUAUUGUGCGGAUCAUCGAGGCUCAGUGUAUAACUGAUUUAGGACUGGAGCUGGCCCCUAUAGCGCCCUUCAAGCCUCGCUGCCUCCCUGACUGGAUCCCAGAACCUGAUUGCAAGAUUGAGGAUGGGCAGCCACCUGAGAGACUCGCUGUGAUGCAACUGGAAAAUGUGGUUCACUUAAAAAAGUACCCGACACCACCAUACAUGAACGACCUCAUUCAGCUACUGAGGAAACCUACUCACCCGUCUCGAAACUUUCUCGCUAAUGAGAAAAGUCAUUUGUUGGAGAGACCUUUGUGUUGGGACAAUUAUACUGAGAAGUUCCAGUUGUUGCUGUAUCUGGAGGAACUUCAGAUGGUGUUUGAUAUCAGAAGAUACAACAUUCCCAAUGACGACAGAAAACACGCUGAGCUAGCAAGAGACACAACCAACCGGAAGCUUCUUGUUCUAGAGGUACCUGGUGUCUCUGAGAACCGACCCUCUGUGCUGCGGGGGGAUUCGCUGCUUAUGUACCCGCAGGGAGAAAAGGGGGUGAAAUACCGUGGAUAUGUUCAUGGUGUGCAGCUGGACAGCAUCAGACUGGGCUUUUGCCAAAAAUUUCUAGAUCUAUAUGUCAAAGACUUCAGCUUUAUUGAAGGAAUAAAGUUCAAUGUUGAGUUUACCAUCAAUCGUCUACUUGUGCAUCUCCAGCACAGAGCUGCAGAACUUGCAAGGAGCCAUAAACUGAGGAGUGUGUUGUUUCCUGUUGAACCCACUUUCUCAUGUGGAAAACCUGACCUCCCCAAACUCAAACUGUUUGACUACCAGCUGGAGAAAAACCCUGAGCAGUAUCAAGCUGUUCAGCACAUUGUAGCUGGGUCAUCCAGACCUGCUCCCUAUCUUGUGUUUGGUCCACCGGGAACAGGUAAAACUGUCACUGUUGUGGAGGCCAUCAAGCAGAUAGAGAAGACCCAGACUUCCUGCCACAUUCUGGCCUGUGCUCCCUCCAACAGCGCUGCUGAUCUGCUGUGUACCAAGAUUCGAGAGCAUGUAGACGCGCGCAAUGUCUACCGCAUAUACGCAAGAAACCGUGACCCAAAACUCGUCCCUGAGCAACUUAAGGCGUGCUCUAACCUGGAAGGAGAUUCUUACCGUUUUCCUCCCAAAGAGAAACUGAUGGAGUAUAAAAUUGUAGUCACCACCCUUUUAACUGCUGGAAGGCUUGUGUCAGGUGACAUUCCCUCUGGACAUUUCACCCAUGUGUUUGUGGAUGAGGCAGGACACGCUGUAGAGACUGAGUGUUUAGUCCCCCUGGCAGGAUUGCUUGAUGCUGAGACUGGACAGCUUGUUCUAGCUGGAGAUCCCAAGCAACUUGGACCCAUCCUCAGAUCUCCUUUUGCACUGAAAUACGGAAUGGGAGUGUCCCUCUUGGAGCGCUUGAUGACUGAUUUCCCACUGUACCAAAAGAAUGAGGGUUUCUACAACAACCUCUAUGGCUUCCCAGUGAUCUUCCAUGGGGUUAAAGGUCUUGAAACCCGCGAGUCCAGCAGCCCCUCAUUCUUUAAUGUUGCAGAAAUAGAAGUGCUCAUGGAGUAUGUCAAAAAACUGUUUCAGACACAGGGGAAGAAAGGGCUGGCUAAAAUAGCCCCAAAAGAUAUAGGCAUCAUCGCCCCCUACAGAAAGCAGGUGCAGAAAAUACGCAAAGCCUUGGAAAAGGUUGGGAAAGACUUAAAAGUUACUGACAUGGGUGAUCUUAAGGUCGGUUCAGUCGAGGAGUUUCAAGGACAAGAGAGGAGAGUAAUCCUGGUGUCCACAGUUAGAAGCAGUCCCAGAUACUUUGAUAUUGACAAAAACUUCAGCCUGGGCUUUGUCAAGAAUGAGAAGAGAUUCAACGUGGCUGUGACUCGAGCCAAAGCUCUGCUGAUCGUGGUGGGAAACCCCCUGGUAUUGAAUGCAGAUUCUACCUGGGCCCGCUUUAUCGAGUACUGCAAAGAGGAAGGAGGCUAUGAGGGCUUCACGCAUGCUGAGGAAGAUGAGGGGGAGAUCGUAGCCAGAUUUUGGGCUGAACUACAUUUCUGA
Messenger RNA from Cyprinodon variegatus (sheepshead minnow), 2999 nucleotides. Its product is annotated as putative helicase mov-10-B.1. Gene Ontology annotation, molecular function: RNA binding; 5'-3' RNA helicase activity. The transcript has 22 exons. The coding region runs from base 168 to 2999 and encodes 943 amino acids. The record is from RefSeq and is a predicted model, not a curated record. Lineage: Eukaryota; Metazoa; Chordata; Actinopteri; Cyprinodontiformes; Cyprinodontidae.